Messenger RNA from Caretta caretta (loggerhead turtle), 3983 nucleotides. It is a transcript of the gene EPN3, whose product is annotated as epsin 3. Gene Ontology annotation, molecular function: phospholipid binding; clathrin binding. NCBI's taxonomy places the organism in Eukaryota, Metazoa, Chordata, Testudines, Cheloniidae. Gene Ontology annotation, cellular component: clathrin vesicle coat; plasma membrane; endosome. The record is from RefSeq and is a predicted model, not a curated record. Gene Ontology annotation, biological process: endocytosis.
AGACAGACCUGCCCAGCCAGCUUAGCAACUUUCACAGCGUGUGCAAGAAGCAGAGAGAUUUCUGACAGUCGCAGGGGAUAAUCUACACUACAACAUAGCUCUCCCCGUCCACACACUGCCGGGUCCUCAGGACCCCUGGGGGUAGCAGCGAGGAGGGGAUGUAGCCCUUGCUGGAUGGGAUGGAUUUAGGAACUCUGGGAUUGAACCUGCACCAAGCCUGGACAGUCAUCUGCAGGGAACAGCAUAAGGGCUGAGCGGAGCACUGUCUGCUGAUUGCACUCUGCAGAGGGGAAGCUGCUCAGAGUCACAGGGACGAAGCCAGUGCCAGAAGUAAGACUCCUUCUCCCUGUGCAUUGCGGAGCUGGGAUGUCUGGGAACCAUAGCCAGGUACAGGAGCUAUCCUGUGAGCUCGGGUCCUCCUGCAGUGAGCUGCCUGAAGUUUCUGAGAUGAGGCUGUUUCAGGAUGGCUGAGAUCAACGUGAAACCUAGUGAGCUAGAUAGAGCUCUUUCACUGGUGAAGCUGGAACGGUGACUUUCCCCCUGGGUCCCAGACUGUUUAUUCCUCAGUUCUUCAUUGCCCGUUGUGGACUUUCUGCAAGGUUCAGCCAUGACUACCUCUGCCUUGCGCCGGCAGGUAAAAAACAUUGUGCACAAUUAUUCGGAGGCGGAGAUCAAGGUGCGUGAGGCGACCUCCAAUGACUCCUGGGGCCCACCCAGCUCCCUGAUGUCUGAGAUUGCAGAUCUGACCUUCAACACGGUGGCUUUUGCAGAGAUCAUGGGGAUGAUCUGGAGGCGGCUGAAUGACAGUGGCAAGAACUGGCGCCAUGUGUACAAGGCACUGACCCUGCUGGACUACCUCAUCAAAACUGGAUCAGAGAAGGUGGCCCAUCAGUGCCGGGAGAACCUUUACACCAUUCAGACUCUGAAAGACUUCCAGUACACAGACCGCGAUGGCAAGGACCAAGGCAUAAACGUGCGGGAGAAAGUCAAGCAGGUCAUGGGCCUGCUGAAGGAUGAGGAGAGGCUGAAGCAGGAAAGGGCUCAUGCCCUGAAAACCAAAGAGCGCAUGUCCAUUGAGGGCACGGGCAUCAGCAGCAGCCAGCAGCUCUCCUAUGGCAGGCGGACAUCGCAAUAUGGAGAAGACUAUGGCAAGCCGAGGGGGUCUCCAUCAUCCUUUAAUUCCUCUUCCUCGUCCCCUCAGCACGCCUCAGACCUGGAACAGGCAAGACCCCAGACGACUGGAGAGGAGGAGCUGCAGUUACAGCUUGCACUAGCCAUGAGUCGAGAGGAGGCUGAGAAGCAGCCACUUCCUCCAGCCACCAGCACAGAUGAAGAAUUGCAAUUGCAGAUAGCACUCAGCCUGAGCAAAAAGGAGCAUGAGAAGGAAGUGAGGGCAUGCCAAGGAGAGAACUCACUGCUACAGAGGGCACUGGAAGAGACCCACACGGGUAUCGAGGAGGAGGAAGAAGAGGAUAAGAUGAAGAAAAGUCAGUCCUCUAUUGUGGAGCUGGCAGACAUUUUUGGACCAGCGCCAGUAACUUCAACCCAUGUUUCAGCUGACCCAUGGGAUAUUCCAGGUCUCAAGUCCAAUGUGGAACCAGCAGGAGCCUCUUGGGGCCCCUCUGCAGACCCCUGGGCUCCAAUCCCGGCUGCUUCCGGGGAUCCUCUAAACCAGAUGGCAGCAUCUAUCAACCAGACCUCCACUGGGCCUUGGGAUCUUCCUCCCAUAAUCUCCUCCUCUGACCCUUGGGAGAAGACCCCCCUCUCUUCAAGUCUGUCAUCAGCAGAUGCCUGGGUAAAGGCAUCCCCACCUUCUAAAGCUUCCGCUGAUGCUACUUGUACUGCUGAUCCUUGGGGAGGUGUCGUUGACAAUCCUCCCAGGGCAGCUUCAGGUGAUGUCACUUUUGACUUGUUUGCGAAACCACCCCAGCCAACAGAGCAGCUGGAACAUGAGAGCUCACAGGCCCCAUCCUCUAUCAAGCCUAACAGCCCUGUUGAUUUGGACCUGUUUGGUGACCUGAUUCCCAGCACCAAGCAGAAUGGAGUUAAGAACACAGACGUUUUUGAUCUUGCGGGCUUAGGAGACUCUCUUACUGACUCCGACAAAGAGAGGAAAGAUUGUAAAACUCCAGAAUCCUUUCUUGGCCCAACUGCCUCAUCCCUGGUGAAUUUGGACUCCUUGGUGGUUGCCCCUGCAACCCUGAAGACUCAUAAUCCAUUUUUGUCAGGUCUCAGUGCACCUUCUCCCACAAACCCAUUCAGCAUCAGUGACCAGACCAAACCAACACUCAAUCAGAUGAGGACCAGCUCCCCAGUGCCAGGCAUGGCCACGGGGAUGACCAUGAACUCCAUGACCUACAGUGCUUCACUCCCUCUUCCACUCAGCAGCGUCCCAAUGACCCUCCCCGUCUCCAUGAGUGCCUUCCCGCAGGCCGGCGCAGGGCCGUUUCCACAGCUACCCAGUAACCUGCCUCAGCCUUUGUUGCCACUGACAGGCUCUGCUCUUCCCCCCGCCUCACAGGGCGUGAUGAACCCUUUCCUCUGAAGUCUCUGGAUCUGUGUUACAUGUAGUCUGUCUUGUCCCAUCCCCAGCUAUUAUGGAAAUCUUUGCGUGUUCUCAAGCAAAGGCCUUGUGGGCAACAGUUCAUUAGUUGUGAUGGAGGAAACCAUUCACCUGCAACUCCUAACCCAACACCUGCCCAGGUUACAGAGACACAGUUAGCAUGAAUCUCCUUGCUUGAAGUGCUAUAGAACUACCUGCUCCAGCAUGGCAGGUAAAGGAUGGCUAGAUCUGCCUUUGAUGGCAAUAAGGGCACUCUUGUCAUCAGCUGGCAUUCCCAUGAUCUGCAGAGUAGAUGGAGGGUCCCUAAGAAAGGGCUUUAAUUAUCUAGGGUCCUCCACUCUCCAGCACCAUAUGCUGGUACCCAGAGAGCCCAGUAUGAAGCAUCUUAACAGACAUUUUCUAGUCACUGUAGAUCUCUUAGAGAUCAUCCUGGGCCCGUCAGUGGGAUAGAGGAAUCCUUCUAUAAUCUGCAUGGAAGGUGCAAUCACUUGCUGAAACUUGCCGCCCCAACGCUUGCUGAAGGUCAGGAUGUUCCCAGGGACAGGAGGAGUACCCCUUAGAAUCCUUUUCCUCUGCCAGUCACCUGUAUGCUUUUCCCCAUGGCCCUGGGGAUGACUGAACUCUGAUCCCGAGAAUCCUCUUCCUCUCCUGCUGUCACCCAUAUGUUCCUCUAUUUGGAUGCUAAUGUUUGGGACCCUCUUCUCUGCCUGCCUUAUCCAGAUGUCUUCCUCCCCCACAUCUGGGUGUCACUCUUGGGAACCCAGUUUCUCUGCUGCUGUCACCUGGAUGUUACUCUGCUUGGGUGCUGGUCUUUGGAACCCUUUUCCGCUGAUGCUGUCAUCUGAACUGUUCUCCAUGGGGCACUGACCUUUGGAACGCUGAUCCUUUGUGGAUGUUCCCCAUGUGUUCAUCGGCCUUGGUGCAGAUCCUCCCAGCCUGACCCCAUCUCCCUUAAACUCAACGAGACAAAACCUUCUGAGACAACCCACACAGGCCUGGAUAACUUCAACUACUGGAUCCCAGUUUCAGCCUCUCGAAGCUCUCCUGCCAGGACUGCGGUGCUCUGUGGGAAAUACAUUGGAGUGGGGGAGGAGGGGCUAAUCAGCUGGGACUGUAGGCUGGGGACAGUGUGAGGUUAAUAUCCUGAGUGCCAGCUGUGUCUCACUUUGAGGACUCCAUGCCAACUCCAUUAGACCCCGGUGCAGAGGGAGAGGAGGACUCUGAGACACUAACACAGCAGAGGGAGGGGUGAUGGGACUAAGAAGGGGGAGUGGCCGGGCAGUUGUUAGCUCGUUAGUGUACACGUUUCACACUUCUCUAAAGGGGCAGAGGCAGCAGCACGGUUUACGGAGACUUCGUGGCUGUAACUGAAUGUAGGAAAACAUGAACUGGCUGUAAAACAAUAAAAUAUUCUAGUGUA